Suillus clintonianus is the source of this 1563-nucleotide messenger RNA. RefSeq names its product amino acid transporter. Gene Ontology annotation, molecular function: transmembrane transporter activity. The record is from RefSeq and is a predicted model, not a curated record. Gene Ontology annotation, cellular component: membrane. The transcript has 13 exons. The coding region runs from base 1 to 1563 and encodes 520 amino acids. Gene Ontology annotation, biological process: transmembrane transport. Lineage: Eukaryota; Fungi; Basidiomycota; Agaricomycetes; Boletales; Suillaceae.
AUGAGCUUGAAAGACGAAUUGAAUGUGGACGCUGUCGCCUGUGCCGGGCUGGAGAACCUGGGCUACAAACAGGAGAUGACACGGGUUUGUGCUUGUUCUUGUUCUAUUCGGUCGAAUCCCGAGCUCAUGAUCAUUGCAUAUUGUCUUGCAGCUCCCAUAGCGACGUCGCUUAUCGGAGGUGGUCCAGCGGUAAUGAUAUGGGGAUGGAUCUUGGUGUCGGUCCUUACCCAAACCCUUGCUCUUUCGGUGGCGGAGAUAUGCUCCAAAUAUCCCACAUCCGCAGGCGCGUACUACUGGUGUUAUCGAUUUGCGUCUCCUCGCAAGCGACUUCUUGCCUCCUGGAUCAAUGGCUGGUUGACACUUGUCGGUGUUUGGAUGACUGCUCUGAGUGCCACGUUUGGAACAGCUCAACUUGUUGUCGCCGGCAUCGGAAUAUACCACCCUGAAUGGAAUGCAGCACCGUGGCAAACAUGCAAGGCUUCAUUUGCAUAUCAAUAUGUGAUUUUCCUCGGCGUGACUGCCGUUGCCUGUGGUUUCUGCCUAUUUUUCAACAAGUACCUGCCGGCCAUCGACAUCAUUUGUGCUUGCUGGACUGGCUUAGGCAUCAUCGUCAUCUUGAUAUGUGUGACUGUCAAGGCUGCGGCAGGGCGCCACUCUAUCUCGUUUGCGCUUGGGCAUUUCGAUCCAUCGUAUUCGGGAUGGACACCUGGGUGGUCUUUUUUCAUUGGUCUAUUGCCGUACGUCGUGGCCUUUACACCGUGUGCACUGACUUACAGCCAGAAACUAGUCACCAACAUGGCCGAAGAGGUUCAUAACCCUUCUGAAAUACUUCCGAAGGCUAUCACCUGGUCUAUACCCGCUGGCGCAUUAUAUGGUGUGGUAUUCCUUCUGCCAAUCCUUUUCACGCUGCCAGAUGUUACUACAUUGCUUCAAGUUUCUUCCGGUCAACCAAUUGGUCUGAUGUUCACUUUGAUCAUGGGCUCCAGGGCUGGUGGUUUGGGGCUGUGGUUCAUUAUAUUUGGUAUUGGCAUGUUUGGUGCAACCUCCGCAUCUUGUGCCGCUUCUCGUGCAACAUGGGCCUUCGCACGUGAUAAAGCUAUUCCAUUCCAUCAGGUGUUUUCAAAGAUCAGUCCGUACCUCGACGAUGUUCCCGUCAAUGCACUCCUGCUCUCCACCGUCAUCCAGGUUCUCCUUGGACUCAUCUACCUGGGCUCAUCAGCUGCGUUCAACGCCUUCUUGGGCGUUGCUGUCAUGUGCCUCGGAGCAUCCUAUGCCAUGCCCGUUGCCAUCUCGCUCAUGAACUCCCGGGAAGACGUGCAUGAUGCCCCAUUCAACCUUGGCAGGUUCGGUACCGUGAUCAAUGCAGUCGCGGUAUUGUGGAUCAUGUUCGCCAUCGUGCUGUUCUCGAUGCCUGCUAUCAUUCCAGUUACGAGGUUUUCAACGAAUUACGCUUCGGUAGUGUUUGUGGGGUUCGGGGUAAUUAGUGGUGUGUGGUACAUGAUCGACGGCCAGUUUAACUAUCCAGGGCCUCCGAUUCCAAAACAACCGGUAGAUUCACUCUAA